Molecule: messenger RNA, 1245 nt
Organism: Panonychus citri (citrus red mite)
Lineage: Eukaryota; Metazoa; Arthropoda; Arachnida; Trombidiformes; Tetranychidae
Product: guanine nucleotide-binding protein subunit beta-2-like
Exons: 9
Coding region: 167-1213 (348 amino acids)
Biological process (GO): G protein-coupled receptor signaling pathway
Cellular component (GO): cytoplasm; heterotrimeric G-protein complex
Molecular function (GO): signaling receptor complex adaptor activity; protein binding
Source: RefSeq, a predicted model, not a curated record
GUAAUCAGUUAGUUUUGAUUAAACAAUUAACUUAACUUUUUGUGUGCUCGUUUGUGUUGUAGUUUUUUUUUAAUUUUGUUUCAACGUUCCAAUUGAGAUCAGACAAUUGAUUUAAUUUUAUGUUAAUCCAAUUAUAGAAAGUUAAUUAUAACUGCUUGGUAAUAUAAUGGUUAAGAAUAAACCUCAGGAUGUUUUAGAUCUUGAAAAUGAAUUACAACAAAUCAUGACAGAUCUAAGGGCUAAUCAAAAGUCUGUUCGAGAUAAACAAUUAGAGGAAAUUUGUGGUGACAUGUCACCAGUGAUUUCGGUCAAAUUGAACUUUCGUCGAGCCUUAAAAGGUCACUUACAAAAAGUAAAUGCGAUUCAUUUUUCCGGAGAUAGUAGGCAUCUUGUCUCAGCAGCUCUUGAAAGUAAACUUAUCAUUUGGGAUACGAUCACAGGGAAUAAGACCAAAAUUAUUGGACUUCGGUCAAGCUGGACAAUGACCUGUGCGUUUGCAACCUCGGGUAAUAUGGUCGCUUGUGGAGGUAUGGACAAUAUGUGUUCGGUUUACGAUCUAAAUAAACGCGAUUGUGAUAAUACUGGUGCUAAAUUGGUUCGAGAACUGGCCGGAUUCGAUGGGUUCUUAUCGUGUUGUCGAUUCGUUGAUGAUAAUAAUCUAAUAACAGGAUCAGCUGAUAAGAAAAUAGUCCUAUGGGAUAUUGAGACUGGAUCAAAGGUGAAAGAGUUUAGAGGUCACACUGGUGAUGUCAUUUCUUGUGCCAUUUCUCAUGAUUCAUCGAAUCUGAUCACUGGAUCGGUUGAUAAAACUGCUAAGCUCUGGGACUUGAGGACCGAUAAACCCGUUCAGACGUUUUUUGGCCAUGAAGCUGAUGUAACUUCUGUCAAUUUUCAUCGAAGUGACUUUGUUUUCAGUACAGGAUCAGAGGAUCGAACUUGUCGACUUUUCGAUAUUCGAAGUGACCAAGAGAUAACAGCUUAUAAAUCACCAAAUUCACGAAGUGGUUUCACUUCAUGUGCUCUCUCCUUAUCUGGACGUAUUCUGUUGGCAGGAUCAGAUGAUUCAACAAUUCAUAUGUGGGAUAUACUUAAAUCAAAACACGCAGGAAACCUUUCUGGCCACGAAUCGAGAGUAUCAACAAUAUCUUUAACACCGGAUGGAAUGGCCUUGGCUUCUGGUUCCUGGGAUACAACCAUAAGAGUUUGGGUUUAAUUUCUAAGGCUUCGUCUUAUAUAUAAGUUGAA